This is a messenger RNA of Cinara cedri, 6326 nucleotides long. NCBI's taxonomy places the organism in Eukaryota, Metazoa, Arthropoda, Insecta, Hemiptera, Aphididae. The record is from the annotation of a GenBank genome assembly.
AUCAUCGGGACCGUUUGUUUCGCGGGCCAAACGUCGCACGCCUAAAACGUUAAUUGAUAACAACGACUGUUUAUAUCCAAGGCGUCUGUUACAAAAAUCGUAAACCGUAGUGCCGUCCAGUUGGUGUUUUUUUUUACUGUAGGUAUGGUUUGUCUUGUUUAACCGCCGUUUGUGUUUGAUAAUUCGACUGCCGCUAUUAAGGGUAAUACGAUAAUAAUUAUCGUGACCAUCAGUUGAAUGCCAAUUUGUUCGUUUGUCGUUUGUUUUAAUUCUCUGUGAAAUUCCUUUGUGUUCCUGCGACAAUGGGGUGCACAAUAAGUUCGAACGAGAAAGAAGCCGUGGAACGAUCAAAAAAAAUCGACAAGUCAUUGCGGGCCGACGGUGAGAAAGCUGCAAGAGAAGUUAAACUGCUGCUGUUGGGUGAGUUGUAAUCCGUUAACUAUCCGUAAUUUUAACCCAAAUGCGAUGGUUGACAUUAAGCGGUAGGUACAUUAAAAUUUUACCUCAAUAAUAUCUGUUAUAAUUGGUACUGUUUGAAGGUACUGUAUUCAUUAAUGUAGGUAAUAUAAUUGUUCAAUUAUUUUUCCUGUGCGUAGGCAUCACAAAUUUUAAUUAAUAUUAUCCAAAUAAAAAUGUGUGUAUAGCUCAUUUACCACUCUAUGAUGUGGUCCCAAAACAUCAAUUUACAAAUACUAUAAUGUACAUAAAUAACAAAAUUAAAUUUGUAUAUUUUACACUUUAUUAAAUAUAUAAUAUCCGUAGAAGGUAAUGGUUAUGUUUUGUUAUUUAUAAAAUUUGUUGAGUUUAUGGAAAUUAAAAACUACCUGUAGCAUAUUGUUUUAAUAGAUUCACUAUUUAAUAAUAUGGUGAUAAAAUUAGAUGUUUAAUGAAAUAAACAAAUUCUAUUUUAAAAUGUUGUAAAUGUUUUAAAACAUUGUAUCUAUUCAUGUAGAUUAUUUUUUAUUUAUUUACUUAUAAAUAAUAAGUAGUACAUACGUGUCAUAACUUUAUACAUAACAGUUAUAAAUAUAUUACCCCUAUAAACCUAAGUUUGUGUUUGAGUAAAGUUAUCAUUCUAAUUGUAUACUUAUAUAACAUAUAUUCUUUGUAUUCAAUCCAAGGAUUGGUUUGUAGAAAUUCUCCAUUCUUCCCUGCUAACUUGCCCUUCUUUGUACUACUUCAUAAGAAUUACACCUUAGACCCUAAUUAUCUGUCACGUCAUAUACUUUAGACGUGGUUUUCCCCCAUCAUUUUUACCUUCCACACACCCUUCAAUGACUGGUUCCGGCAACUCGCCAUUUCUCAGUACAUGCCCAAUCCAUUGUUUUCUUUUUUUUUCAUUCCACAAUUCUAUAGAGUUCUUCCUUCCUGUAUUUUUUCUAAUACUUCCUUGUUAGUUAUGUCCGUCCACCUUAUCUUCAACAUUCUUCUGUAGCGCAAUAUAUCAAAAACAUUUUAUUCUUCUCUGUUAUUCCUUGGGAAUUGCUCACAUUUCACUGCCAUGUAGCAUUAUACUUCAUACAUGCGUUUCAGAAGGUUUAUUUCUUGAAGUACAAUACCCUUUCUAUACCAUAUAUAAGUAUGUCAAACUACAUGUUAUCUUCUACCAUUUCACUCGAUAGUGUUUUGCUCUCAAUAACUCUAUGUAAAAUGAAUAGUUUUUUUUGUUAUUUCGAGUACACAAAUAAUAUUUUUUUCACGUUAAGAACAGAAAAUUGUGCAGUACACGCAGUAGACAUAUAUAUCUCAUAUUUUCAACAUAACAAGAGUUCACUGUAUAUAAUUAUUUGUUAAAUUACAAGAUAUAUAGACUUAGUAGUUAUGUAUAGACAGCACAAAAAGAAAAAAAAAAACAUAAUUACAGUUUUAUAAGAAACAUUUAAUGACAAUAUUUAAUAAAAUAAACUAAAUUAAAUGUCAGAUGAAUAAUUCUGUGAAUAACCACUUAUAAACUUUUUUUAUCUUUUGCGACCCAAACGAAUUUGUUUUAGUCAAUUUGCAGUUAAUCAAAAUAGUUUGGAUCUAGAUUAUCAACAAGACUUAAAAUAAUUUUUGUUAUUUUCGAUAGUAGUAAUAUAAGCUCUAAAUUUUCUUAUCUGAGAAAAGUAAAUUUGGCUGGUUUUUAUUUUACUGAGUUAAUUAACUACAAAUAAUUGAUUUUGAUAUUACCUAUUCAGGAUAAUUAAAAUUGAACACAAAUUAGAAUAAUUUAUAAUGUAUUUAUACGCACAAAUAUUUGUGUUUUGAUUUUAAGUAUUUCAAUAAGUCAAACAAAUAUCAAAUUUUUACAAAUAGUGCCAAAGAAUUAACAUUUGAAUUAGGUAAAUUAAUUAUUUCUGUUUAUAAAACUCAAAUGUAGGUACUCACAAACUUAUUUAGUAUUAUAAAUAUUUUUAAUUUAAAAAUAAAUCUCAAUACCUACCGUUCAAGUGCUAAUUAAAACUGUACAAUUUUAACUCAUAUACCUACUUAAGCAUUAAUAUUUUAAUAGGUAUCUUAUCUAAGGGAGGGAUAAAUUACUUCUUAAAAUACAUUUUUUAUUGCUAUGAAUGUUAAAUAAUAAUUUGUAGUUAAACUACUAAUAAUUAUUAUUUAUUAGUUCUUAUCAAUUUUAUAAAUUAUAUAUGUAUAGGCAGUUCAAAUACUAAACAUAUUUUUUUAAAAUCGUACAAUUUUAAACUAUAUGUAAACUACAAGAUUAUUAUUUUUUAUACAUAUUUCAAUAAGUUAAAUAAUAACGUAAGUAUUUACAGCAAAGUUAGAAGUACCUAUAUAUUUAUAAAUUAACUUAUUGGAUGAUCUCAUUACUCACAAAAUUCUGAAACACUAUUAUCAGCUUGAUAUUUUUAAAAUGUAUACACAUUAGGACAUUUUUGCCAAAACAACCAAAUAUUUAAUUAAUAAUGACAAUUCAUUUUUUUAAUUAAAAUUUUUUGUCUUCAUAAAAAUACUUUUGAUUUAUUUUUUAGAAGUACAGAUAAACUGUAUGCAAUGUGCCUAAUAAAAUAACUCAAACUAACCUAACACCCACAAAAUAUAAAUAAUUAUGCGUUUUUAAUUAAGUAUUGAUUCUUGAAUUAAAAGAUUUUAAUAUAAUUUUUAAACGACAGACAUACUUCACAUUAUUGGUAGGCCACUGUUGUAGGUGAGAAGUUGGGAAGAUAUAAUAUAAAAGGGAAUUUAUAUCUGUACGCAACAAUAAAUCAUUGCUAACGAAAACUGAUUUGGAGCAAAGUUUCUUUUAUAACAUAUGUCAUUCCUUAAGUUAAUUCAUUGAUAAUAAUGCAUUUAUAGCCUAAUUUGAAUUAUUCUGAUGUCAAUUUUUAAGUAGCAAUACUCCUAACAUACUAUGAGAAAAACAUUUUUAAAAUGUUCGAUUCUGCUAACUUGAUAUGCAUAUACUCAUAUAGCUGUCUGAUGUUACAAUUUUGGACACCCAUUUAUUUUAUGUAUUAUUCAUAUGAUAGGACAACUUUAGAAAAGUAAAGGGAGGGUUCAAACACACAAGAAUGUUUUAUAAAAAAAACAAUUUAAUAGGUUACAGAAUAUUAUACAAAUUAUUGCAUUAAAAAAAAAUAUAAGAAUAUUUUGAUUUUUCUUUAAUAUUGUUUUUCCUGAAAUAAAAAAUUUAAUUAAAAAUUAAGUAUGUAAUAAAAGAUUAAAUUUUAAUGAUUAAUAUUGUAGCGUCAACUAUUAAUUUUUCUUUGAAUUAAAUACAUAUAAAGAUAAUAUAUUUUAUCAAUUUAUUAACCCUACUAUAAAGAAUCUUAUGAUAUGAAAAUUGUUGCAUAAUUUCUGGUUGAAAAGUUGUUCACAGAUAAAGAAAAUAAAGGACAAACAUUAUAAUGAAUUAAUAUAAUUCAUAUUAAUAUUUUAAGUUAUUUAUUUUUUCUUAAAAAUAUUGUUUGUUAAUGUUUGUACUUAAUAUUAAAUUAAUUCUUCUCAUAAAGGUGCUGGUGAAUCAGGAAAAAGUACUAUUGUAAAACAAAUGAAAAUUAUUCAUGAAACAGGCUAUUCUAAAGAAGAAUGUGAACAAUACAGACCUGUUGUAUUUAGUAAUACAAUUCAAAGUUUAAUGGCAAUUAUACGAGCAAUGGGACUGUUAAAAAUUGGAUUUUCAGACUACAGUAAAACUGUAUAUAAAUAUAGUCUUAUCAUUAUUAUUACAAUAACAUUAUUCAAAAAAUUAUUCAUAUUUUUUAAAAAAAUUUUUUAGGAAAACGCUCGUCAAUUUUUUUCAUUAGCAAGUGAUACUGAAGAAGGUGAGCUAACAACAGAACUUGUUAAACUUAUGAAAAGACUGUGGGCAGAUUCCGGUGUACAAGAAUGCUUUUUGCGUUCAAGAGAAUAUCAACUAAAUGAUUCUGCUGCUUAUUAUCUAAAUGCAUUAGAUAGAAUAUCUUUACCAAAUUAUGUACCUACACAACAAGAUGUGCUACGGACAAGAGUGAAAACAACCGGUAUUAUAGAAACUAAUUUUUCAUUUAAAGGGUUGAACUUCAAGUAAGUGAUAAAUUUCAGUGUUUUAAACAAAUUAACCUAUAUUUUUUAAAAAUAAUUUUAGAAUGUUUGAUGUUGGUGGUCAAAGAUCAGAAAGAAAAAAGUGGAUUCAUUGCUUUGAAGGUGUUACAGCUAUUAUAUUUUGUGUUGCAUUAUCAGGUUAAUAAACUUAAACUUAAUUGUAUAAAAGAAUGUAUUUCAGUUUAACUAAAUAUAUUUUGAAUUUAUAGGUUAUGAUUUAGUAUUAGCUGAAGAUGAAGAAAUGAAUAGAAUGAUUGAAUCUAUGAAGCUGUUUGAUUCAAUUUGUAAUAGCAAAUGGUUUGUUGAUACUUCAAUCAUAUUGUUCUUGAAUAAAAAAGAUUUGUUUGAAGAAAAAAUACGAAGGAGUCCUUUAAAUUCUUGUUUUCCAGAAUACACAGGUAAAAUAUUAUUUCCAUAUAAUUUGACAUAAAUAUAUUUUAAAUUUUAAAAUAUAAUUUUCAGGGACUAAUAAUUAUGAAGAAGCCGCUGCAUACAUACAAAUGAAAUUUGAAAGUUUAAACAAAAGAAAAGAACAAAAAGAAAUUUAUACUCAUUUUACCUGUGCUACAGACACAAACAAUAUACAAUUUGUUUUUGAUGCUGUAACUGAUGUAAUUAUAAAAAAUAAUCUUAAAGAUUGUGGUCUUUUUUAAAAACUGAUAGCAAAAAUUUUAACUUGCAGACUAUUAAUUUUUUAAAUUAAAAUUUACCUGUUUUUUUUUUUUUUAUGACUGAUAAAAUUAUAAAGAUCUUAGCUGUUCUUAUUUGAUGUGCCAAAUAAUUUUAAAAUUUAAGUACUCAAAUAUUUAAUACUUUUCUUUAGAACUAUAACUCUGAGCCAAACAAUUUGUAUUUAGUGUAAGACUAAAAACCAGUAGGUAUUUUUUUUACUUUUUGUAUUUUAUACAUAGAUGCCCUAUAUUGUAUAAAAAAUUUUCUUUUUCUUUUGUAGCAUGUUAAUAAUUUUUGUUUGUAUAAUAUUUACAUGUAUGUUUUCGUUCAUUAAAUUUUAGUUACUUUUUGAAUUGCAAAAUACUUGCCUGUAAUAAUAUCCUUGUAUUAUGAAAAAUCAUACAAUAAAAUUAACUUCAGCCAUUCAGUAGAGUAUAUAAUAUCAAUACAAUUUGUAUUGUUUACAUUAAUAUUUUAAUACAAAAGGAUAUUUUGUAUAACUAAUAUGUUUUUUGUAUUAAGAUUGUGCUUUUUUUUUUGUCAUUAAAUGUGUCAAUUUUCCUCAAUGACUGAUUUAGUACUGGCUAAAUGAAUAAAUACCUAUACAUUAUUUUAAUUAUUGGCAGCUAUAAUACAAUUAAAUUUUUCAUAAUAUAAUGAACAUUUUCAAAUAGUUUUUUGUAAUUAAACAUUUAUUUUAAAAGUGUAUUUUUCUUUUUUUAAUGAUAAUUAUUAUUAUUAUGUAAGUAUUACUAUCCCUUUUUAAACGUAUUAUUAUUUUUUAAAUAAGAACCAUUAAAUUAACUAGUAUAAAUAACAUGAAUAUUAUUUUAUUUGCUUUUAGUAGUAUUAAUAUUAUUAUGUUAUAAUUUUUGUAAUAAUAUUACUAUGUUAUAAUUUUUUUAAUAAUAUUGAUAUGUUAAAAUUUGUUUAAUAAUUAUUAUGUUUGAAAUAACUUAAUUUAUUGUGUUAUUCAGAGUUUUAUACCUUGAUAAAAAUAUUUAAAGAAUAAUGUUUUUUUAGUAAAUUAAAGUUUCGAUACUGACUAAUCUAUAUUUUAAGCAGCUACUUAUUUCUGUGUGAAAUAUAAAAUAAUUCUUAAGACAUUUAGUACUUAGUUACCAAUAGUAUUC